GUAUGGAAAAUCUUCAAAACAACGAAAUAACUGGAUUAUUUUGCGAGUGUAUCUCUCUACUCAUUAAGCAACACGAACCGUCUCGUACUGUUUUCAACUUGAUAAGACAACAGUUUCUUACUUUUGUGAAAUAUUUAAACGAGAUAUGAAAAGGAGAGGGUUUGUUAGCUCAAACAGGAAGUUCAUUCGAUGAUUUACAUUUAAGCCGAAUAUUUGAAAAUUCACCCGGUCGAUACAAAUUUUAUCCUCCUAUUGACUUUGACUUCAUGAUGACUUAUGUGAACUAUGUUAUACAAGAUGAAACAGACAAACCAAAUAAUGAAAAUGACCUCAAUGACCUUCGAAAGUCAGUGCAAACCUUCGGAAUCAUGAUAGCUGCUACCAAUCCAGGCUAUGUAAAAUUAUUAAUAACAAAUUUUGGACGAGCAAUACUGGAAAGCAAACGGGAAAAGUGUGACUUUAACCAACAUAUAACAGUGAUGGAUUUCUUCCAAACAAUAUAUUUAGAAUGAAAAUAAUCCCUGAACAAAUGGAAGAUGAAGAAAUUCUGUAUAAGAGACAGAAGUCCACGUAUACAGUUUCUGGUCCUGCAUUAUCGAACUUCGAGCAUGAACCUGAAGGUUAUUCAUAUGACUUUGUCCAUGCGUUUCCAUGUAUGUCUUGGCCAAGUAUUGCACUAAAUUGGACAAAAAGACACAAGCCAGGUGGAUGGCCGAAUGAGGAACUCGUUGAAGAAAUUGUCCAAGAUGGAUGUGCAGUUGUGCCAGUUGGACACCAUCUUAGUGAGGAAGCCAACCUAGAGUGGAGAGUGUCCUUUAACUCGGCAGAGAGAAAACUGUCUGCUUCUCUUCUACACUAUCAGAAAUCGUGUUAUUCGGUUCUAAAACUUCUUUUAAAAGCGGGAUUAUCUACGAAAAGUAUUUUGACAUCUUACCACGUAAAGAAUAUGAUGUUUUGGUUUUGUGAACAAAUGUAUGGACCUGCUGAUUGGUCCGAAAAAUCGAUUGGUAAAAAAAUGGUCGAACUUUUAGACUAUAUUAUUAAGGCUCUUGAACACCACAGUAUACCAAAUUACUUUGUACCUCCUAACAAUCUUAUUUCACACAGAGAAAAGGGUGAUAUAGACGCCACUAAGAAAGAAAUCUCAAUCAUUAAGGAAAAUGUGUUUCAGUCGAUAAGUCUGGUAUGCUGUAAGCUUAAACUCUUUGAAGAAAUUAGUGGAAUGUCGAAUAAAACUGAACUAUACCAGAUGUUAACAAUCUAUACUGCUUUUGUACAAACUCUCUACAAAGUUGGGAUUUUAAAUUUAUCAACAGCUAUAGACACCGAAUGUUUUCAAAAAAUUGUUGCAUUAAACAAAUGCAUGAAGCCCUACAUCAAGACUGCAUCAGCGGCCUUUUCUGCCGUCAGUAUACCAGAACUAUUAAAACCACUAGCCACAACCCACAUGAAGACGGGAGAUGUAGAGAAAACUCUUCGCCUGAACCAAAUAAUGAUUGAAAAUGAUUUCCAACUUGUCAAAGAUUGUUAUCCCGAGGUUUUUACAAACAUCGCGUGUUUAUUCGGUUAUAAUAUCAAACAAGUACGGAGACGGAAUCAAAGAAACGAUAUUUUAAUGAGGCAUUGAUAAAUUUUAAAAUUGCUAAUAGUUUGAUAACAAACUCGCCUAGUUUGCAUUUUGCUUAUGGAAAUUUUCUGUUUAUGUCGAAGUCCUCAUUAGAUGAAGUAAUAUCACAUCUGGAGAAAGCCACUAUUAUUUCACAACCUCGUCCGGAUGACGAAGUGUUGAUGCAAAUUGACAUCUUUGAAAGUAGAACUGAAAGUAAAAGUCAAAACAUGUAUGUAGACGGACGAGUAGCUGCUCUUUAUUUACUUACGAGUAUUUACAUUGAUACGUGUGACAUUUACAAGGCAAGAAAGUGUACACAGAGAAUACAAAAAUAUGUAGACACAACUAUUCUUACUCAAAAAUGGUCAGCACAUCAAAUACUUGCAGUUUCACUCAGAAAAAGUGGUCUUCAUGAAAAGGCAGAAAUUACGUUAUCAGACUCCAAGAAAUUCAUUCCUUUCAAGACUUAACUUACUGAAUUGCUCAAUUGAAGAAAAUAAUAAAUUGUGAAAUUAUUUGAUGUACAUGUAACAAUAAUAACUGAUCAUCAUUUACCA
Mytilus trossulus (common blue mussel) is the source of this 2166-nucleotide messenger RNA. RefSeq lists its product as uncharacterized. The record is from RefSeq and is a predicted model, not a curated record. Lineage: Eukaryota; Metazoa; Mollusca; Bivalvia; Mytilida; Mytilidae. The coding region runs from base 509 to 1627 and encodes 372 amino acids. The transcript has 2 exons.